GCCGGAGCGGAGUAUUUAGUCGCGGUAACUCGCCUUGGAAACAGUCGAAUCGAAUCUGUGCUUGGCAGUUGAAGCGUUUCGGAAAGGACGAAACUUGUUUGAGUUGUUCGUCACGUAUCCCAUGAUCGUCGAUAAAAAGUUACGAUUCGACGCGAGCGACUAUUUUUUUGCGAUGGAAGACGAGGGAAAUCACGGCAACGACGACACCAGAUGCUUCAUCCUGUCGACGCUGGCCGCGUUACAGUGGUCCAGGGUAUCCUGCGUCCUUUGUCGAGCGCCAAUGCUCGUCUUUGAUAGGUACCCUUUGGUGGAUGGCACAUUUUUCCUGUCACCCAGACAGCACUCGACCGCCUGCGCCGAGGUUAAGGUGGAAGGUCGCACGCAAUUCUUGUCAGCAGUGUGCAUGAGUUGCCUGGAGGGCAGCGGUGGCCAGCCGGUGCGUUGUCGUUAUUGUACUCAACCAUGGGACGGCUCUAGCUUAGUCCUUGGAACAAUGUACAGCUACGAUAUCUUCGCUGCCAUGCCCUGUUGCACCGAACGACUUAAGUGCAACAGCUGCCAGAAACCGCUGAUCUAUCCGCACCAGCGGCUCAACUUCUACUCGGACUACAGCCGCGUAUUCGCGUGCCCUCAUUGCCGAGCGGUGGACGCCCAUUUCGUAAAACCGCUCUCAGUCUGCUUCACCCGCGAGCAGUUUCAGCUUUAUAGCCAGUGGCCGUAACCAUUAGGGAACUUAGCUACCCGGCGUCUAGGCACCGCGACUGAUCCGUGUCCCCUCUUCUUCGACCCACUGAUCUCCCUGCUCCGGGCCACCUUGCUCUAGAAUCCUCCAAACACACAUCUUUCUUUGCAAACGAUCGUCAUUUACGUCAAGAAGAUAACGAUGAUGAUGAUGAUGAUGAUGAUGAUGAUGAUGAUGAUGAAGAAGAAAAAUGAAAAACGGAGAAGAAGAAAUAUAUAAAAGAAAAAAAAAAGAUAUGAUGGAAGAGAGCGAAAAAAGCAUGAGAAAUAUCAGGCUCGACACUUCGCUCCUACACACUCAUUUAUAUUGGUUUUGUCUCGGGAUCAACUAUAUUCGUUUUGUUUGUUUUUUUUUUUUUUGCCUCUUUUUUAUUUUUAUGAAUGAUCGACUUUUAUUGGUUUUUGUCGUUCGAGCGCGUUCCGAUUUUUGGAGGUUGAUGUUAACGAGAUUAACACUUUUGUUUUACAAUUUUCUUGCAGUCUGUUACGCCCACGUGAUGUAAGUAAUGUAGUUUAUUAAUCUUCGACGUUAAGGAUUUAUUCGUCCCUCGUUCUUUCCACUUCAAUUCGUUCCUUAAUGGCGAAGAGUUGAGGUAAUGAAAAGAUAAGUGGUUAUAUUCGAAAGUUGCAUACUAAUUUUACUUUUGUAUAUCACCUACACUUAUAAAUCACUUAUUCAUAGUAGAACAAUAUAAUUCUUCAUUAAAAAAAAAAAAAAAAAAAUGUAAAAUUGACAGAAGGAACGAACGAGGAAGAUUUAUUAAUCAUCAAUUUCAAGAGUUAAAAUUCCACUACAUUGCAAUUUAUUUAUUUCCUUUGAAAGUGACUCGGAUACGACAGAAUGCUACGAGUGAUUUGAUCAAAAUUUCAACAUUUCGUUUGUACUUUAAAGUAACAGAAGUAUCGAAAUACGUCUCCAAUGUCGGAAACGCUCGAUCGACGUGUUUCUCUAUAUUAACGAAGCGAAUCAAGAACGAGCUUUCUCUUAUGUUAACGAACGGAUCUUGCCGGAAUUUGUCGACUAAUUCGAGAUAUGUGUGUGUAUAUAUCGAGAGUGUGAAGCGCGCGAGUGUCAGGUCCCCUGCGAGCUCCCGUAGCAGCGAUAACGUUUAAGAUUUUCUUAUUUUUUUUUUUUUUUUUUUUCUUUCUCAGUGUCGAUAGUAGGAUUUAUCUUUGUUAAUUCAACGCGAGGGACGAGGGAAAAAGCAGAACGGGGCGGAAUUUGUGUCGGAUCGAUCGGCACGAGGAUAGAUCGACGGCGCGCUCGACGACGACGUAUCGAUCAAUUCGAUUGGGCUUCAACUCCUGCCGGGAAUUCGAGCCAAGGAUUAUCUUCAGUAUUAUGGUCGAGGGCAAACAGCAGAUCCCAAGAGCGUGGGAAUCGCAAUCCUUUUAAGUUGGCGAAACAUCGCGCAUUCAGUGAAAAAAUAUCGCGCGAAUUUCUUUGGUUUUUCUGCUUUUCUUUUCCUCUCUUUCGUCAUUUUAUUAUUCGCGUGAUUCCGAGUUGGAAAGAGGAAAUUAGUCACAUUGAAACGCGAGGGUUCAGUUCACGUGUGUACGAAAGGAAGCUAGUUGUUCGGAAAAAGUCGAGUCGAAUUAGGUUUAAAAAAGAAGAAAAAAAGAUCGAACGAGGUCGAUACAUCAUCGUCUACGAGUCGCGAACAUUCGCGUAGGCUCGUCCCUCGCGUUCCAUAGUCGAAUUGCGUUAACUGGAAGGAUAAGAGAAAAAUAGAACGAAAAAUUAUUGCAGAGAUAGGUUUAGAUAUCGAGAUUUACCAGCAGAAUGGUAAAAAUAUAAAAAAAAAAGAACAAAAGCAAAAAAAAAGAAAAAAAAAAUGGUAAGACUUCCCUGUAUGUUACGUAGGCAUGUGUAAGGAACAAACGCGAAAUGAUUAACGAUUGAAAAAGGAAAAAAAAAACCAAGAAAAAAGAAAAA
Molecule: messenger RNA, 2677 nt
Organism: Frieseomelitta varia
Lineage: Eukaryota; Metazoa; Arthropoda; Insecta; Hymenoptera; Apidae
Product: headcase protein
Exons: 4
Coding region: 122-721 (199 amino acids)
Biological process (GO): transmembrane transport; carbohydrate transport
Cellular component (GO): membrane
Molecular function (GO): sugar transmembrane transporter activity
Source: RefSeq, a predicted model, not a curated record